Messenger RNA from Silurus meridionalis, 2543 nucleotides. Its product is annotated as protocadherin gamma-A11-like. The record is from RefSeq and is a predicted model, not a curated record. Lineage: Eukaryota; Metazoa; Chordata; Actinopteri; Siluriformes; Siluridae. Gene Ontology annotation, biological process: homophilic cell-cell adhesion. Gene Ontology annotation, molecular function: calcium ion binding. The transcript has a single exon. Bases 190 to 2292 code for a protein of 700 amino acids. Gene Ontology annotation, cellular component: plasma membrane.
ACUAAAGCAAACCUCAGGUCAGAGAUAGAAAAGCUUUGCUGUACGAUCUCAUAUGAGCACGCGGUGUUCAACGUUUUCUUUAAAAAGACGUUUCUAAAAACAACGUAAAUUUCAGAGGAGGUGUGUGGAUAUCGAAGAAGUUAAAACGGAAUAAGGAUUAUAUUUCUGGAAGAUUUGAAUCGCUGAAAAAUGAAAGACGCGGUGAUGUGGCACACGGUAUUGUUUUUCAUCGUCCUUUCUUUUCGCUCCGCGUUCGCGCAGGUCGGUUACUCCAUACCGGAGGAAAUGGCAAAAGGCUCGAUGGUUGGAAAUAUUGCUCAGGAUUUGGGUUUGGAUGUAAAAAGAUUGAAAUCUGGGAAAGCGCGCAUUUAUAGUGUGGACAGCACGGAAUACAUAGAACUGAACAGAGAGAGGGGCUCGCUUCUCAUUAAAGAAAAAAUAGACCGAGAAUCUCUUUGUGCAAAAAAGACUCCGUGUGCUUUACAUCUACAGAUGAUUUUAGAUAACCCAAUGGAACGGUAUGCAAUAACUGUCGAAAUCACGGAUAUAAAUGAUAAUGGUCCUCUUUUUACGAUGGAGGAAAUCAGGAUUGAAGUAAGCGAGGCGGCUGUACCGGGAGCGAGAUUCAUGUUAGAGAGAGCAAUGGAUGCUGACGUCGGUGCCAACGGUCUUCAGAGCUACUCACUUAAACCUACAGAUCAUUUUGUGUUAGAUUCACAAAAUCAGGCAGACAGAGAUAAGAGCCUUGAAAUGAUUUUACAAAAACCUCUCGACAGAGAAACACAGGAUACGUUUACUUUGUUAUUAACAGCAAUGGAUGGUGGUGAAAUGGUUCUGUCUGCUACUUUGCAGAUACACAUUAUUGUUCUAGAUGUUAAUGAUAACGCUCCUGUCUUUACACAAAAAUUGUACCGAGCAUCAAUUACAGAAAAUGCACCUAAAGGGACUAAAUUAAUAACAGUGAGCGCCUCUGAUGCAGAUGAAGGAACUAAUGGAAGGGUAACAUACUUCACUUCAAAAACUGUGGAUCGAUUAUCAGAUUUGUUUGUUGUAGAUCAGUCUAGUGGUGACAUAUUUUUAAACGGACAGGUUGACUUUGAAAAAUUGAACAAUUAUCAACUCGAAAUUCAAGGUAAAGAUCAGGGAGGACUAUCUGACUCGUGUAAGGUAGUUAUUGAUGUGUUGGACAUUAACGAUAAUACCCCAUCUAUUAACAUUCUUUCUAUGUCUAACACUAUUUCGGAAGAGUCAAAAGCAGGCACUGUUGUUGCAAUGAUCAAUGUAAAUGAUCCAGAUUCAGGAGAAAAUGGAAAAGUACAGUGUGGUAUUUCUGAAAAUAUUCCCUUUACUAUUACAUCUUCAUCUAAUAAUUUCUUUACUCUUCUCACAGAUGAGGAGUUAGAUAGAGAGAGUGAAUUUGAAUAUUACAUCACUGUGACUUGCUCUGAUGAGGGACUUCCCUCACUCUCCAGCAGCACUUCUCUCCAUUUACACAUAUCAGAUGUAAAUGAUAAUGCGCCAGUUUUUGAGAAAAGUAAUUACGAGGCCUAUGUGGUGGAGAACAACACACCAGGGUUCUCUUUAUUCACAGUGAAGGCCAGUGAUGCAGACUCCAACCAGAAUGCUAGGAUUUCUUAUAUUUUAGAACAGAGCUCUGUCAAUGGAGUUCCUGUAUCAUCAUAUGUGUCAGUCAGUGCUGAUAGUGGAAUUAUUAAUGCAUUGCGGUCUUUCGACUAUGAGCAGUUAAAGAAUUUCCAUUUCCAUGUCAGAGCACAGGACGGAGGCUCCCCUCCACUCAGAAGUAAUGUGACAGUAAAAAUUACAAUCCAAGAUCAGAAUGACAACGCUCCUCAGGUUCUCUACCCAGUACAGACUGGUGGCUCGGUGGUGGCUGAGAUUGUGCCUCGUUCAGCAGAUGUUGGAUAUCUUGUCACUAAAGUGGUUGCUGUUGAUGUGGACUCUGGACAGAAUGCCUGGCUCUCCUACAAACUCCAGAAAGCCACAGACAGAGCGCUGUUUGAAGUGGGAGCGCAGAAUGGAGAGAUACGAACUGUGCGUCAGGUCACUGACAAAGAUGCUGUGAAACAAAAACUCACUGUAUUUGUGGAGGAUAAUGGACAACCAUCUCGCUCAGCUGUAGUUAACAUCAAUGUAGCUGUAGCGGACACUUUCCCUGAAGUGCUCUCAGAGUUCACGGAAUUUACUCACACCAAACAAUAUAAUGAAGACCUCACCUUUUAUUUAGUUUUAGCAUUAGCUGCUGUUUCUUUCUUUUCAUCACAACUUUACUAGUUAUAAUAUCAGUAAAGAUCCACAGAUGGAGACAAUCACGCAUCUUUUAUCAGUCCAAUCUCCCAGUUAUUCCAUAUUAUCCACCUGGUUACACAGACACAGGAGUCACUGGAACUCUGCCACAUGUAUAAUUAUGAUGUUUGUAUGACGACUGACUCGAGGAAGAGUGACUGCAAAUAUUCUACACUCGGAAGACAAAGUGUUUUAAAUUUGGAGCCGAGUUUCACAGAAACUAUGCAUCGCAUAAUGAA